GGACACAGCAGAUCACCGAUCACGGAAAGAGCCGAAGAUGUCGUCUCCGUCAUGUGAUCAGCUGUGUCCAAUCACAGCUGAUCACAUGUAAACAGGGAAAUGCCGAUUAUCGGAUUUCAGCACCACCUGUAGGUGUCCAUCAGUGCCUUGUGUCAGUGCUCAUCAGUGCCUCGUGCCAGUGCCCAUCAGUGCCACAUCAAUGCCACAUAUCAGUGCCUACCAGUGCACAUCAAUGCCACAUAUCAGUGCCCAUCUGAGCUGCCUUUCAGUGUCACACCCAUCAGUGCCAGUCAGUGCCACCUAUCAAUGCCAAUCAGUGCUGCAUAUCAGUGCCAAUCAGUGCUGCAUAUCAGUGCCAGUCAGU
Messenger RNA from Staurois parvus, 364 nucleotides. Lineage: Eukaryota; Metazoa; Chordata; Amphibia; Anura; Ranidae. The record is from the annotation of a GenBank genome assembly.